Messenger RNA from Achroia grisella, 1575 nucleotides. Its product is annotated as protein-L-histidine N-pros-methyltransferase. The transcript has 5 exons. Gene Ontology annotation, molecular function: protein-L-histidine N-pros-methyltransferase activity. The record is from RefSeq and is a predicted model, not a curated record. The coding region runs from base 211 to 1335 and encodes 374 amino acids. NCBI's taxonomy places the organism in Eukaryota, Metazoa, Arthropoda, Insecta, Lepidoptera, Pyralidae.
CUAGCAAAACAAUGUUUUUAUUAAAUCCGUCACUUAAAAUUCUUUAAAAAAUGUUAUUAAAGUGUUUUUAUAUUAUAAAGCAGACAUACAUAAAACUGUGAUUAAACCUAUACAGGGUUUAGAAUGUGAAUUGUAUCAGUUAUUCAAAGUAAACUCAAUUCUAACCCUCUCUUAUAGUUUUCCUGCUUGUGUGAUGAGAAAUCAUCUUAGAUGUUCUAUUCAUACCGUAGUAUUGUUUAUUUAGCUUUCUACUGUUCAACCUUUUUCAUAAAAGCUAUAACUAUACAGAAGACUGAUUUUUUUGUUUAUCACCAUAAGGAAAAUCAUCCAUCCUGUGGUUAUGACAAACAAUUUAUAUUACCAAAAAGAAGUUGUUGGAAGUCAUCUUCAUUAGAAGAUAGUAGUGAUACUGGGAAGUUGGCUAAUAUGGCUGGAACAAAUGGAUUUUACCGACCAAGAAGUGCCCUGGCUCGGGCUUUUUAUGAAAAACAGCGGAAUGACAGACAUCUGCAAGAAUUGGACCAAAAUGAGUGGUAUCGAGUGGACUCCACUCGUCUAUCUCCAGAGCUACGCCAGAAGUUCGUACAACUACAUUCAGAUGAAGAAACCAAAGAGUUCCUAUCGACAUCCAUCGAUAAGUCGUCGUGGGUGUGGACGCAGAUCUGGUAUCUGCUAGCGAAGGCUGUGCUCAAGCAUUUCUGGUCCAUCACAGAUAUUAAUGGGUGGCUCGGGCGUGGCUCAAUGUUCGUGCUGUCAGAAGCCCAGGCUCGGUUGUUGCUGCACUCGGCAAAGACGGCCGGCAAUGCAGCAGAAACUUUAGUGGACGUUGGCGCUGGUGACGGCGAAGUCAGCCGACGCUUCGCUAAUCUAUAUUCAAUUAAGUACGCGACUGAAAUAUCUGGGAGUAUGCGGAAAGCGCUAAGCAAUAAAGGAUACACGUUGCUGGAUACGGAAGAAUGGUGGCGUGAGCAGCAGUUCGAUUGCGUGUGCAUGCUAAACCUUCUAGACCGGUGCAGUAAGCCGAAGACGAUGCUAAAGCAAGCGCGGGCUGCCCUCGCCCCAGGCGGUGUUCUGAUGCUGGCGCUCGUACUACCAUACAAACCUUAUGUAGAAGUUACUCCGGACCAUAAACCAGAAGAGCGGCUUCCAAUCCAAGGCGAGAAUUUCGAAGAGCAGCUUAGUUCUUUUGUCGAGUUCAUGGGGGAAUGUGGCUUCCAACUGUCCUCGUGGACCCGUACCCCCUACCUCUGCGAAGGUGACUUCGCGCAAGCCUACUACUGGCUCGACGACUCUGUUUACGUGUUCACACCCAAACCUAUCGAGUCACACACGUGAAACUCUCAUUUUUAAACAUUCCCUGUUUACCACGUCUUUAUAAACUUUGUGUAUGACCAUCAAAUCAAAGUAUUUUACCAUUAUUAUGUUAUCAUAUAGACAUUUUUACACAUACACAUACAUUUUUAUAAACCAAUAAAAAUCGAAGCAUAUCAUUUAUUUUAUUAAUCGUGUCUUAUCACCAAUAAUUUUAUGAUUAAUAAAGAAUUAAGACCCGGUUAAUAAUAUAAAUAAUGCGUA